Molecule: messenger RNA, 8181 nt
Organism: Oncorhynchus mykiss (rainbow trout)
Lineage: Eukaryota; Metazoa; Chordata; Actinopteri; Salmoniformes; Salmonidae
Gene: ano8b
Product: anoctamin 8b
Biological process (GO): chloride transmembrane transport
Cellular component (GO): plasma membrane
Molecular function (GO): chloride channel activity
Source: RefSeq, a predicted model, not a curated record
CUCUUUGUCCCUCCUCCAUAGUAAGAAUCAACCGAGCGCUAUCAAUCGGCUCGCAUCCUGCUGCAAACUAGGAUAAGCCACCACCACAACAACCUUCACUUCACUUUCACGUUCAUUUAGCCCCUCUCUCUCUCUCUGACACACCGACCAGCAGCGUCCUAUGAUUUGCCUGCCUGAGAUGCGAUUUCGCUCUCCCCUUUCCCGGAGAAUAUCGUCCGUUACUCCCCACUGAAAGACCAUGCCCGAGACGGGGGCGGCGGGAGCAGCAGUCCCUGCAGCAGCGGGUAGCAGCUCCUCCGACAGCAGUGGUGGCACCGAGAGCUCGCGGCACAGACACCGAUCGCAAGGCGAAGGGGAAAAGACAGAUCAAAGUGCUGCCUCCUCGCAGCAAACAUCAUCCGGUGUACUGGAUAAGUUAUUUGGGAAGCGGCUGCUGCAGGCUGGGAGGUACAUAAUGUCUCAUAAGUCCUGGAUGAAGACCGUGCCCACUGAGAACUGUGACGUCCUCAUGACUUUCUCAGACCGGACAGAUGACCACACGUUGCUAUGGCUACUAAACCACAUGCGCCUGGGCAUUCCAGAACUCAUCGUCCAGAUCCGACAUCACAAACACACGCAUGUACACGCCUUCUUCGUCACGGCAACUUAUGAGAAUUUGUUGCGCGGGGCAGAGGAGAUGGGUCUGAGGAAGUCAUUGAAGCCAGAGUUUGGGGGAGGAACACGCAGUUUCUCCUGUGAAGAAGACUACAUCUAUGAGAACAUUGAGAGUGAACUAUGCUUCUUCACAUCACAGGAGAGGCAGAGCAUUAUCAAGUACUGGCUCGACAAUCUACGAGCCAAGCAGGGGGAGGUGCUUCAUAACAUACACUUCCUGGAGGGACAGCCAAUCAUCCCAGAGCUGAGUGGGCGGGGUGUGAUCCAGCAGGUGUUUCCUCUCCAUGAGCAGAGGAUCCUCAGUCAGCUGAUGAAGUCCUGGGUGCAGGCUGUGUGUGAGAAACAGCCACUAGAUGAUAUUCGUGACUACUUUGGGGUGAAGAUAGCCAUGUACUUCGCCUGGCUGGGGUUCUACACCACGUCUAUGCUGUAUCCUGCUGUCAUCGGCUUCGUGCUCUGGGUUCUCACCGAGUCUGACCAGACGAGUCGUGAUAUCUGCUGUGUGGUGUUUGCACUGUUUAACGUGGUGUGGGCCACACUCUUCUUGGAGAGGUGGAAGAGAAGGGGGGCGGAGCUGGCCUAUAAGUGGGGUACGCUGGACACCCCUAACGAGUCCCUAGAGGAACCACGGACGCAGUUUAGGGGUGUGAAGCGGUGCAGCCCCAUAACAGGCUGUGAGGAGUUUUACUACCCACCAUGGAGGAGGAGGGUGUUCAGGUGGCUGGUCAGCCUGCCCAUCUGCAUCCUGUGUCUCUGCUUUGUGUUCCUGGCCAUGCUCCUCUGCUUCGAACUGCAGGAGUUUGUUAUGGGGAUUAAAGAAGUACCUCGCCUGGCCCGGUUCAUCCCUAAGAUCAUGCUGGCCAUCACUGUGACUGCCUGUGACGAGGUGUACAGGAAGAUAGCCUACUGGCUCAACGACAUGGAAAACUAUAGACUCCAGAGUGCCUAUGAGAAACAUCUCAUCAUUAAAUUGGUUCUUUUUCAGUUUGUAAACUCUUAUCUCAGCCUUUUCUACAUUGGAUUCUACCUCAAAGACAUGGAGCGUCUGAAAGAGGUGUUGCUGGUGUUCUCUCUGGGACAGAGUCUUCUCAGACAGCUGAAGGACAAUGUGCUGCCUUUUGUCUUCCUCAAGAUCAAGCUGUUGGUUGUCACCAUCCCCUGGGUCAUCAAGGCCUCCUUCAGGUCCAAACAUCUGGCUACCUUUGGAUUUGAGCAGCUGUUCUAUAAGAUGCUGGCCACCCUGCUGAUCAUCCGCCAUUUUGUCCAGAACGUGAAGGAGGUGAUGCAGCCUUACCUGUACGAGCGCCACAAGCUGGGCGAGCUCACCCUGCGCAGCGUCUGGGAUCUGCUCCUCUCAGCCCUGCUCAAGUACUGCAGGCUGGCCGCAGGAAAGCCCCAGGCUUCACCCACCGACCAGGCCAUGCCGGGCCCUGGCCUGAGGGGAACCAGACCCGGGGUGAGACAGCCUGACCGCAGGGAGAAGAAGUGUCUGAAUGGGGGAUGUGGGGUGCCUGAAGAGGAGGAGGGAGAGAGGGAGGAGGGGGACAGUGGGAGGUUCAGUGAGGGAGAGAAUGAGGAAUCGUCUGAGAGUCUGAUAGACUGUGGCCUCAAGCUGAGGAAGGUCAGCUUCAUAGAGAGGGGGGACAGGAAGUCGUCUGGAGGGGGCUGCAUCCCCACAAUGGAGGACAGUUUCUUGGAGGACGGCAGCCCCACUAUGGUGGAGAAGGGGAUGGAUCCGGCAUCGGUGUUCGAGACAUAUGAUGAUGACGAUGACAAUGGCGUCACUGAGACAAAGGACACGGGAGUUUCGGCCAAUGAGAGUAUGGCGGCUGCCCCGCUGCCUUCUGGGCCAGAGAGCACGGUGACGGUGCGUCAUCGCAGAAGGCAGAGGAGUUUGGAGAGGGCAGACUCUAAAACCAAGCGGGAGUCAUGGAUCGACCCGCCAGAGGAGCAGGAGAGUACGAGUCUGGCACAGGCUGAGAUGGAGAGCUGCAUGCAGACAUAUGAGGACACCUUCCAGGACUACCAGGAGAUGUUUGUCCAGUUCGGCUACGUAGUUCUCUUCUCCUCAGCCUUCCCCCUGGCGGCCAUGUGUGCCCUCAUCAACAACAUCAUCGAGAUCCGCAGCGACGCCUUCAAGCUCUGUACCGGCCUGCAAAGACCCUUCGGCAAGAGAGUGGAGAGCAUCGGACAGUGGCAGACGGCGAUGGAGGCCAUGGGUCUGAUCGCCAUCAUAGUCAACUGUUACUUGAUUGGUCAGUGUGGUCAGCUGCAGCGCCUCUUCCCCUGGCUCAGCCCUGAGAUGGCCAUCAUCUCCAUUGUCAUCCUUGAGCACUUUGCCAUCCUGCUGAAGUACAUAAUUCACGUAGCAAUCCCAGACAUCCCCAGCUGGGUGGGGGAGGAGAUGGCCAAACUGGAGUACCAACGCAGGGAGGCUUUUAAGUUGUUACAAAGUGACCCAGUAACCCAAAGUGACCCAGUAACCCAAAGUGACCCAGUAACCCAAAGUGAAACAAAGCACGAGCGGCAGGCGCAGCAGCACUACCAACAGCUACAGAGGAGGAAGAGAGAGGAGGAGGAGAGGCAGAGGCAGACGGAGCACCAGGCUCGCAGGGAGAGGGAGAGAGAUGAGGGGAAGGACUCUUCCGGGGGAGACCACCACCACGACAAGAGCCACGGGGGGAAGUCCCGCUCUGGGGGGGGUGGAGGUGGGGACAAGCCCAAGAGGCCCAGCUCCCUCCUGGCCAACAACAACGUGAUGAAGCUCAAACUGAUCACCCCCUUACAGAGCAAGUUCUCCUCCGGCAGCGCACGCUCCCCUCAGUCUCCCACAGGAAACGAACCCAAGCUCCCCGGGUUCCUCAGCUUCAAGUUCCUCAAGUCGCCUGAGAAUAAGAAGGAAGCGGCCGCUGCUGCUGCUGCAGCCACGGCAACGAAUACCACGACGACCGCGACCGCCCCCGGCGGUAACCAGGAGCGGUCUCAGUCGCCGAGCAAGUCGUUCAACCCUGGGAAACUAUUUAACUUUGGGAAGUCAGAGGGGGGCUCCUGUGUGAAUGGGUCCCAGUUACCCCGACCAGGGGAGGGUUCCCAGGGAUCUGACAAACAGCUCUCCAAGUCUGACCUGAAUGGGGUGCCGGACGAGAUCCCCUCGCCUGGAGGGGAUGAGGGGGAGAACGGACACCACACAGACUCCUCAGACCCUAAAGUCUAGGAUCUCUUUGGAUAGGGAGAUGACAAACUACUAUGAGAACUUAACUUAAUAUAUCUACUAGAAGGACAAAUGUAUGGGGAGAAAAGGUCAAGCCUCUCUCUGUGCUGUCUGGAUCUGAGGUUGUGUAUGUAGACGCUGCCUGGGGGCUGUGGGGGGGAGGACUAAUGGUAAUGAUGAUGGGAUGUGUGGGUCUGCAUUGUUGCUGUUGCUGAGAGACUUUCAGGCUUAAUGGCGAAGACAUAACCCACCCUUUUACCCGUGGCCACACACACACACACACACACACACACACACACACACACGCACACACACGCACACACACACAGAAUCCUCUUUUGUCUGCAAUACAUAUAGAAAUGCAUGAGCUGCAUUUCUGAUACUUUCCGAGCAUUUUCAAAAAAAGGGAGAGCAGUGUUUCUUGAUUUAUUCUAUUCUGAAAAUUGUAAGCAUCCUGGUGGCCAUCUUGCCACUGAAACAUAACAUCCUGGUUUCGAAGGUCAGAAGAAAAAAAUGGAUUGGUGUGUGUGAAUCAAAAGCAUAAUGAGACCUUUCACAGUCACCACACAAUGGUGGCCUGAUAUCAGACUCACUUUUAACUGUGACGGUCGAUCGGCUUUUCUACUUAAUACGAACCGGCUGUGCUAGCCGAGCAAUAUCAAAUCAGUGUUUCAAAUCUGAGCAGUACUGCAAAACACGUCCAGUUCUUUGUUUUUCACCCACACUCCCAUCUGAAGGCAUACGUGAGCAGUCGUGAGUUUUAUAUAUACAGUACAUCCCAUGAAAACAACGGCAAUAUCUGAAGUGUAUGUCUGACACAGUGCGUGGGAAACAGGAUGUUGUGUUUGACGUUGUGAAAGGCAAAGAUGAAAAUCGUUUGAUAAAAGACAGGCUUUGUCUUGCAUCAGUAUGAGAGAGAGAGAGAGAGAGAGAGAGAGAGAGAGAGAGAGAGAGAGAGAGAGAGAGAGAGAGAGAGAGAGAGAGAGAGAGAGAGAGAGAGAGAGAGAGAGAGAGAGAGAGAGAGAGAGAGAGAGAGAGAGAGAGAGAGAGAGAGAGAGAGAGAGAGAGAGAGAGAGAGAGAGAGAGAGAGAGAGAGAGCGAGAGACAGAGACAGAGACAGAGACAGAGAAUGAAAGAGUUGUUUUGACUGAUACCACAGGAUGUUGAUGUGGAUUAUACAGUACACGGUAUGUAUCAUGGAAAGUCUGGGUUCCUGUAGUUUACUGUGUGCCAUUCUAAUCUCUCCCCAUUCAAGCCUGCAGAGAGACAUUCUACACAGUAUACUAAUGGCUCUCCAUUUCAGCACACAGAUCUGACUAGAUUAGUGAGUAGACUAGACAGAGAUAGAGAGAAGAUUUGCACUAAACUCUGAGGCUCUGCACUGAGACAGCAGAGCCUGUUCUGACUGCAGGUGGAAGGAAGAACUAUACCGGUCUGCCUCACAACACAACACAACAUAUACAAACGUUGGAUUUUAUUAUCUAGUAUCUUGUACUGUAGAUGCUGUUGUCAUUUCAUCCGACAUCCCUAGUUCCUAAAUCCCAGGUGGCUGCUGGUCCCCAUCCAUUCAUUUGAGAGCUGACAAUAUAUUUUCUAUUGUUUAUUCUAUUUAUUUCCAAUGGAAUUUGUUGCCAAAGCAUCACCUUUCUGACUACACUGGCAGUGAUAGCAUAGAGAUGACAGAUUUCUAAAUUCCUUUUGUAAACCAAUCCAAAGGGAUUAUUCAACCGUUUUCUUUUCUAUAAUGUGGCCAGAGGAUGGUGCCAGAGUACAAGACAGUGUUUUAUACGUCUAACUUAGAGUAGGAUGAAGUGACCCUAAGGUCAGUUUUGCGUUCCCCAACCCUAUUGCUAACGUUAGGAUUUGGGGAUGUUAAUCUGAUGUUACAUCUGUGUUUAUGAACUCAUAUUAAAUCCCAGUCUUCAUUGAAAAAAAAGAACCAUGGCGCUCCACGGCAAGUGAGAUUCAGCACAGCGUUAGAGAGAGAGACAGAAACAUGAACUAUGCACCUUCACUUCAUCCUCUCUGGCUAAGAUCUUUGCAAUAAUACAGUGUUAGAGGGACAGUGGCACAGACACAACGCUAGUCUAUUACUGGUCCAUGCCUUCAGUACUCCAUCUCUUCAGACUGUGUUCCACCAAUGGGAUCUCUUAGAACUCCAUCUCGUCAGACUGCGUUCCACCAAUAGAAUCUCUUAGUACUCCAUCUCUUCAGACUGUGUUCCACCAAUAGGAUCUCUUAGUACUCCAUCUCUUCAGACUGCGUUCCACCAAUAGGAUCUCUUAGAACUCCAUCUCUUCAGACUGCGUUCCACCAAUAGGAUCUCUUAGUACUCCAUCUCUUCAGACUGUGUUCCACCAAUAGGAUCUCUUAGUAUUCCAUCUCUUCAGACUGAGGUCCACCAAUAGGAUCUCUUAGUACUCCAUCUCUUCAGACUGUGUUCCACCAAUAGGAUCUCUUAGUACUCCAUCUCUUCAGACUGUGUUCCACCAAUAGGAUCUCUUAGUACUCCAUCUCUUCAGACUGCCGACCACUACCCAAUAUAGAGUCUCCAGCUGACCUGGAUUCUCAGUGUGGGUAUCAAUAGGGAACAUCCCAUCACUCCAUCUGGGCUGAAAAACACACAUGCACGCACGCACGCACACGCACGCACGCACACAUCCUGUCUGAAAUAGGAAACCUAAUCUUAGGAAGCUCCCCUGGUACUAUAUUCUCUGAUCAUCAUAUGAGGUUAACUAGAAUGCCUGUCAAAUAUGCAUUUUGGCCUAAAACAUGCAACGUCUGUCAUUUAGCAUGGAUUGCCUAUCUAUAAUGUACUUCAAGCUACAACAUAAUGGCAAGGCUCAUGCUUCUGCAUUGAGACUGAAUAUAGCAUUUUCAUGAACAUAGUGGCAACAAUAAGAAUUGAGCUCUGACUUACUGAACUAGUUGUUGUAGUUACAUCUCUGACUGACUUAACUAGUUGUGGUAGUUACAUCUCUGACUGACUUAACUAGUUGUGGUAGCAGUAGCAAUUACAUGGGAUUUGAGCUGAAAAGGCACUUCAAGGCAAUAAGGGAAGAGAAAUAGCAGUUUGUGUGGGAGUGAGUGACGUUUGAUCUCACCAUCACAUUUCCUCCUCCCUCUACAGCCAAUUAAGUCAUUAUAAGGAAACCAUUUGGUUAAUAUCGUCAGCAUCAUCAUUCAUUUGUGAAUAAUGCCAAAUAACUAGGCCACGGAUGAGAGACACGAUUGAGACAUUUCUCAUUUACUGUAGUGAAGCAGAUGCUGUCAGACAAGUGUUUGAUUAGAUGAUCUGCCGUAGGCCAUUGUCAGUAACAGUCAUCCACGGUACACCUGCCUGCUGUGCCUCUGGAACACACUGGCUUGGUUUCCUGGUUUGUUUCACCUUUGAUACAGGUUAACAACUUUUAAUAGUUCUGAGUGGCUUCCUCUAUUCCCCCCCCCCCCAUCUCUGAUCGAAAAGAACUGGACAUGUGAAAGCAAAUCCCCAGCAGGCAACCAACAUCUUGCUUUGACCUGGCCUUCCUUUUUCACAUCGGUGCAGACGAAGGAAAGGGGACAAAGAGCUAAGUAAGACUAUUGAGACGCAGCCUUUGUUGGGUCAGCGGCCAUCAUGGUGCGUGACCUUUGGUCUCACUGGACACGUUAACCCUCCUGGUUAGGUUUUAUCCGACAGAGCUACUUUACUGAAGUAGAGAAACGGCUCAUGUCAGUAUCAAUGGAACUAUGUCAUUUCAAACGGGUAGGAAGUGCUCUGAAUGAGCUUUAUCUUUUGAUUUUCUAUCACUGCACUGCUUAGUUACGAAUGCUUAGGAAUGGUGGUGAGAUUGGUUUGAUGGGAUAGCCUGACGGGGGAGGGGUAACUGUAGCCUCAUUGUUCUAUCACUGCAUUGCUUAGUUACGAAUGCUUAGGAAUGGUGGUGAGACGAGAGCAGAGGGAAUUUUGUUAAUGUGACAUUGUUUGGGACAGUUGUCUAAAUUGAUGGGAUAGCCUGACGGGGAGGGGUAACUGUAGCCUCAUCGUUGAACUGGACAGUAAAAAGUGGAUGAGGUGAGAUGUACUGUACACCUACUACCAGUAUGUAGAACCCUUCCCUUUAUACCGUCCUAACUAAAUAAAACAUCUUCACAACAGCCUCACUAACUGACCAGACAUCAUGUGCUCUUCCAAUGUACCACUGUACAAAAACAAAAACUAAUAUUUUCAAGAAAAAUAUGAUACUGGGAAAUGGGAUUAUUUAUUUCUUUUAAUUUAUUUUGUCAUAUUUUUGUAAGAUCUGAAAUAUAGAUAAUAAAACAAUUUUAAAUUGAAA